Messenger RNA from Aspergillus ruber CBS 135680, 980 nucleotides. RefSeq lists its product as uncharacterized. Bases 377 to 862 code for a protein of 161 amino acids. The transcript is spliced from 2 exons. The record is from RefSeq and is a predicted model, not a curated record. NCBI's taxonomy places the organism in Eukaryota, Fungi, Ascomycota, Eurotiomycetes, Eurotiales, Aspergillaceae.
CACAAGCAAACGAAGAUAUUCUGGCCACAAGGGUUCGUGGCCCGCGAUCUCCCCGAUGGCCGGAUCUUAACAUUUGGGUACGAUGUUAAUAUAAUCCGCGCCCUGCACGUGUCCGGCUCCAACACGUUACGAGAUCAUGGAAAGUCGCUAGCUCAUGACCUAGCGAUGCGGAGGAUGAGGUCCCGAACCGUCCGAACCCUCAGGUCACCAAGUACUGCAGGCUGCAAUAAACUGACUUGCAACAGAACAAACGCCCCUUCAUCUUCGUCGCGCAUAACUUAGGCAGACUUGUAGUCGAGCAGGCCCUCCUCAUCUCCCACGGCGCCGCACAACAACACUUAAGCAGAUCUUGGCAUCCACCACUGCAAUCGUCUUCAUGGGAACUCCGCACAUCGGCUCGACAAUCGCCGACUGGACUAUGCCUCUUAUGUGUCUCGGUAACGUGCUCCACAGAGCAAAUAAGGACAUCGUCAAAGUUCUGCGGCCCGGGUCAGAGGUGCUUGUGAAUUUGCAGCAGGAGUUUCCUACCAUGUUGGAGGAUUAUCGCCGGAAUCAUAAUAAGAAAAUAGAAAUCUCCUUCUUUUUUGAGGGAUUGCCAGUAACUGGCAUCAGAAAAUACCCGAUCACUCCACUAUCCUCAGCGCUCAUCCCAAUCGCAGUGUCCACGGUGACCACAUGCAAAAGUCUAAGUUUGCCAGUGCCAGAGAUCCGGGCUAUGUGGCUGUUAGUGAUCAGCUAUGGUUAUGGGUGGAAGUACUGCAGAGAGAACGUGAAGCGCAGGUUCAGGCUCAGGUUUUUCAGGAACCUCAGCCUCAGCAGGAGCCUGCAGAUUUCAAGAAUUCUCGAAUGCAUAUCUUACUGACUCUGGAGGUGGGCUGAUAUUCCAGGGAAGUCAGACUGCUGGAAGGGAUAUUAAUUUGAAUGCUGUAACUUACCGGUAUCCGCUUGAAUAGAAGGAGCUCAAUAUAUAUAUCCAGAAC